Molecule: messenger RNA, 2463 nt
Organism: Notodromas monacha
Lineage: Eukaryota; Metazoa; Arthropoda; Ostracoda; Podocopida; Cyprididae
Source: the annotation of a GenBank genome assembly
AUGGAAAAACCUCACGGCUUAGCGAAACAAACUUUAUUCCGCUCAUCUUCGACUCAGCAAGGUGCCAAACUGUUGUUGCUGAGCUGUAUGGUUUUGACUGUCCCAGCGUGUAACACCUUACCCAAACAGAUCCCACAGACGCCCGUCUAUGCCUUUGAUUUGCCAACCGAUCAAACCAGUUUAGGCAAAAUCGUACUGCCUUUACGUGAACAAAAUCCAGGCCUUACAGGUUUCCAUGUUCUCUAUAAUCCACUCGAAGCAUUGGCCGCGCGUAUCCAUCUCAUUGAUAAGGCAGAAAAGACCUUAGAUCUACAAUACUAUAUUUGGGACAACGAUCGUAUUGGUUCUUUAGCGCUUUAUUCUAUUUUGAAAGCCGCUGAUCGCGGGGUGAAGGUUCGAUUACUAAUCGAUGAUAACAAUGCCAAGAAAAUGGAAGGCAUUUAUUUGGCGCUCGACCAACACGCCAAUAUUGACAUCAAACUGUAUAACCCCUACCGCUUCCGUCACUAUCGUGCGAUGGAUAUGGUCUUAAAUCUAAAACGCAUCAACCGUCGUAUGCACAACAAAAGCUUCAUUGCUGAUAAUCAAAUUUCGUUGAUUGGUGGGCGUAACAUGAGCAAUCAAUAUUAUAACGUCAGCGACAGUUAUCAAUUUUCCGAUGUUGAUGUGAUGUUGGUCGGCUCUGCCUCAGAUGAAAUUGUGCAUUCCUUCGAUGAAUACUGGAAUGACGACUAUGCCUUUCCAGUGCGUCAAAUUGUCAACGCUAACCAUUACAGCUUGCGUUAUGAGGGUUUAAAAACCCAGUUAGAGCAGCACUAUCAGGAAGUGACCGUACAAAAUUAUUUGGAUCUGGCCAAUCGUUCUCAGGCCUUUGAACACUGGCUAAAUGAUAGUAUCCAGUUCGAUUGGGUCAAAGCCGAAGUGGUGAAAGACUCACCAAGCAAAACCAAGUCUCGUGCGAAAAAAGAAGAACAUUUAAACUUCCAGUUGCAAACCCAUUUAGAAAAGCCAAUGGAAAGCAUCGACAUUAUUUCGGCCUAUUUUGUGCCUGAACGUAAAGGCAAAAAACAUCUGGCAAAUCUAGCUCAAAGUGACAUUCAAGUUCGCGUACUGACCAACUCAUUUAAAGCCAAUGAUGUGCCGUUGGUACAUGCUUUCUAUGGAAAAUAUCGUGAAGACUUGCUGGAAAGCGGUGUUCAACUCUAUGAGUUUUUAGCCACGCCUGCGGCCGAAGCCCUAAACGAAAACAAUGAAGAAAUUUCGAAAAAAGCCAAAGUCAGCAUCAAAGGAUUAAGCCGCUCGAGUCUGCAUGCCAAACUCAUGGCCAUUGAUGAGAAACAGAAGCAAGGUGGCGAAAAAACCAUUUUAGUCAGUGUUGCCAUCCAUAUUCUGGAAGACCUUGAUGCAGAAGAAUUUCGUUUGCUUGCUAAGUCGGCAGGUGCAGAAAUUCUGGAGCAUGUUCACGCUCAAAGAUUCAAACCCGAUGCUAAAUAUUUCAUUGGUUCAGGCAAAGCAGAAGAAAUUGCUGCUCGUGUUGAGGAACUUGAAGCCACACUGGUGAUUAUUGACCAUGCCCUAACCCCUAGUCAGGAACGUAAUCUGAGUCGCAUUAUCAAGUGCCGCGUCAUUGACCGUACACGCCUUAUUCUAGAUAUCUUUGCACAACGUGCCCGUACCCAUGAAGGGAAACUUCAAGUCGAAUUGGCUCAAUUGGAUCACUUGUCUUCUCGACUGGUCGGUACAGGCAUUAGCCUCGAUAGCCAAAAAGGCGGGAUUGGACUCCGUGGUCCAGGUGAAACGCAACUCGAAACUGACCGUCGUUUACUCCGUGUCCGUGUUGGACAACUUAAAGAUAAAUUAGAAAAAGUCCGUCAGACCCGUAUCCAAGGGCGUGCUGCACGUCAAAAAGCUGCAAUUCCAACCGUUUCUUUGGUUGGUUAUACCAAUGCUGGCAAAUCAACCCUGUUUAACACUCUUGCCAAAUCUGAUGUUUAUGCCGCAGAUCAGUUAUUUGCAACCUUAGAUCCAACCUUAAGACGUUUGGAAUGGGAUGGUAUUGGCCCGCUGGUCCUAGCCGACACGGUUGGUUUUGUGCGUAAUCUCGCGCAUGCUUUAGUGGAAUCGUUUAAAGCGACGCUAGAGGAAACAUUAGAAGCCAGUUUGCUGUUGCAUGUGAUUGACUCGAGCAGUCCAGACCAUAUGGAACAAAUUGAAGCUGUUGAAAAAGUGCUCAAAGAAAUUGGCGCAGAUAUUCCAAUCCUACGGGUGUAUAACAAGAUCGAUCAAAGUGGCGAACAAGCCAAAAUCAUUUACGCUGAACCCAAUGUACCUGAGCGUGUCUAUGUCUCAGCACAUACAGGCGAAGGAUUUGAUCUACUACGCCAAGCGGUACAAGAGUGCUUGAUGGGUCAAAUUCAGAGCUUUGAUGUCCUACUCAAACCAGCCUUAUGUGAUUCAAUCUGA